AAUUACGACUGUGAAACAGUGAAAGUGUGAACUUGGGGAAGAGUCGUCUUCUUCCUGUGUAGGGUAUCAGAGAGAAGGGAGAAGAAUGACUGUGUUUCACUUCUUCAACUGCGCAAUUCUCACCUUCGGUCCUCACGCCGUCUACUACUCAGCCACUCCGUUAUCAGAGUAUGAUACUCUUGGUACAUCGGUUAAAGCUGCCCUUGUUUAUCUUGGAACAGCUUUGGUAAAGCUUGUAUGCCUUGCAACAUUCCUUAAGGUAUCUGACAAUGAUGGAUUUGAUCCGUAUCAGGAAUUGUUGAAAGCAUUGAUUGGUUUUAUAGAUGUUGCUGGUCUUUACUUUGCCUUAACCCAGCUGACUCACCGGAAUAUCUCCCAAAAUCAUAAAUUUCAAGCUGUUGGACUUGGAUGGGCUUUUGCUGAUUCUGUUCUACACAGAUUGGCACCUCUCUGGGUCGGAGCUAGAGGACUAGAGUUCACAUGGGAUUACAUUUUGCAAGGCCUUGAAGCAAAUGCAAAUUUGGUGUUGAGUAUCUCACUUGCAGCAUUGGGAUCCUUGAUGUGGCUCAGGAAAAACAAGCCCAAGACAUUGAUUCCAAUAAUAUAUGCAUGUGCUGGAAUUGUGGCAACAAUGCCUUCCAUUACAAGCUACUUAAGGCGAGGAUUAGGGUGGCACUUCCCAGAGGUGGUGGGCUUUGAAAUCUUCACAUCUCUGGUGAUGGCUUUCAUUAGUUGGCAACUGUUUUCUGCAUGCCAGAGACCCUCUGCCUGAGUCUUGCCUAUCCAUUCUUGGACUGUUGGUUAAAGGACAUAAAAUUGACUUCUUUGAAAUCUAAUCUUUGCUCUAGUUUGUAGAAAUUUUCUGAUCAACGAGUUUAUACUUUUUCAGACAUAUUGUAUCGCUGGAAAAUCACUGAACUUGAUAAAUGAUAUUUUAGAAUCCCAAGCAAUGAGAUUUUGUUUCGAUACAUUCUCUUUUAUGAGGACAUGGCAUGACGAUUAAAGUAUUCUGAGUCUU
This is a messenger RNA of Rubroshorea leprosula, 1018 nucleotides long. The record is from the annotation of a GenBank genome assembly. Lineage: Eukaryota; Viridiplantae; Streptophyta; Magnoliopsida; Malvales; Dipterocarpaceae.